AGCACUAUAAUUUCUGCCUCGAUCUGUAGAAACAACCGUAUCACAAUCUUCAACAUGAGUGGAAGAGGCAAAACCGGCGGUAAGACCAGAGCGAAGGCUAAGACUCGCUCCUCCAGAGCAGGGCUGCAGUUCCCCGUCGGUCGUGUUCACAGGCUUCUCCGUAAAGGAAACUACGCCGAGCGCGUUGGUGCCGGUGCUCCGGUUUAUCUGGCCGCUGUGCUCGAGUAUCUGACGGCUGAGAUCCUGGAGUUGGCUGGAAACGCCGCUCGGGACAACAAGAAGACCCGUAUCAUCCCCCGUCACCUGCAGCUGGCGGUGCGCAACGACGAGGAGCUGAACAAACUCCUGGGCCGAGUGACCAUCGCUCAGGGCGGCGUGCUGCCCAACAUCCAGGCCGUGCUGCUGCCCAAGAAGACCGAGAAACCCGCCAAAACCAAGUAGAUGAACUGAAAUGUGAUGAACAUUCAAAACUCCCAAAGGCUCUUUUCAGAGCCACCUACUUUCUCUAUAAAAGCAAUUUGACUUAUGCAUGUAAUAAAUAAACAGCUGUUAAUUUGUAUUUAUCGUUCUACUACACAACAUUUGCGUCGUGUCCACGCUGCACAUGAGUGGCGUCAAUAGAGCAAAUUCUAUAUGUACACAAUUCCGUGUGAGUGGAACAGCACAAAGUGAUGCUUAAAUAAAAAGAAAACCAGAGAAAAAAAAUAAAAAACGUUUAACUGCAGCAGGAAGACUAAAAAACAUCUUAAA
This is a messenger RNA of Onychostoma macrolepis, 750 nucleotides long. RefSeq names its product histone H2A-like. Gene Ontology annotation, cellular component: nucleosome. The transcript has a single exon. Gene Ontology annotation, molecular function: protein heterodimerization activity; structural constituent of chromatin; DNA binding. The coding region runs from base 55 to 441 and encodes 128 amino acids. The record is from RefSeq and is a predicted model, not a curated record. Lineage: Eukaryota; Metazoa; Chordata; Actinopteri; Cypriniformes; Cyprinidae.